Messenger RNA from Hippocampus zosterae (dwarf seahorse), 1952 nucleotides. RefSeq names its product activating transcription factor 4a (gene atf4a). Gene Ontology annotation, biological process: regulation of transcription by RNA polymerase II. Bases 304 to 1335 code for a protein of 343 amino acids. Gene Ontology annotation, molecular function: DNA-binding transcription activator activity, RNA polymerase II-specific; RNA polymerase II transcription regulatory region sequence-specific DNA binding. The record is from RefSeq and is a predicted model, not a curated record. Lineage: Eukaryota; Metazoa; Chordata; Actinopteri; Syngnathiformes; Syngnathidae. Gene Ontology annotation, cellular component: nucleus; ATF1-ATF4 transcription factor complex; ATF4-CREB1 transcription factor complex. The transcript is spliced from 4 exons.
CUGCGCACAUUUGGGACAUUCGUUUCUCGGUGUCGUCUUUAGUGUGGCCAUUGUGGUGUUCGGUGUCGGCAUAUAUCAACCAUCAACAUGGCAGUUUAACGGCGGGUGGCGGCAAUCUGCGCAGCGGCAUCAAACGGGCAGGGCAUCGGCGAAGUGCACUGGCGAUUUCGGGCAAAAUGGCGUCUCUCUUGGCAAUUCCCCUCAGCUUUGCUGCAGUCGACAGCAGUCCCGAACGUCUCGACUUGCGAACGUCCCCGCACUCGCUCGUACCUGCUUUAUCGCUGACCGCACGCCGCAGCCACGAUGCUCGCGUUGGAGGCCGUGGAGGCCCUGUGCUCAGGGCCCUCAUUUCUGAUGGCUGACCCAAUGGGGGCCCUUCUGGACCAAGAUGAAGAGGAAGCGCUUUCACCACCACCCUCCUCCUCCUCGCUCGGGGGUGAGGUCCCGGGUUCACCCCCCCUUUCCCUGUCCCUUUACCCCUACCAUGCCUUGCUGUCGCCCCCGUCCCCCUCCUUCCUGGAAGCCAAGGCGGCUGUCGACGUGACCUCUCUGCCCUGGCUGGCCGACGACGACGAUCUGCUCCGCGCCCACGUGGGAGCUCGCCAUGGCCAAGACCACGGCGAUGACUUCGCCGGCAUGGACUGGAUGACGGAGAAGAUCGACCUGAGCGACUUGGACCUGGAGUCGCUCAUCGGCUCCUGCUCGUCGGACGAGCCCCCCGCCAGCCCCGAGGACCUCUUGGCCUCCCUCCGCCCCCACGUGGAUCUGGACCCGGAGCCCUUCCACGUCAGCCACCCCGAAGACCCCGUGGGGGUGAUGAUGAAGGCGGAGCCCUGCUCCCCGGGCCCACCUCCUUCCCCGGGAUUCACCGAAGCGGACACCGAGUCGCCCAUCGCCACCAUCCGCCCGAAUGCCGAGCCCGCGUCGGAGGAGGUCUUCGUCAAGACCUCGCCGUCCAGCGAAUGCGACAGCGACUCGGGCAUCGAAUCUUCCGCCGGCUCGCCCCGCGCCAAACCCUACGCCAGACCCGAGCCCCUGUCCGGAUCUUCCUCGCCCUCCCCGAAAGCCAAGGUGAAGUCGUCGUCGGGCGCUCCCAAGGUGGUGGAGAAGAAACUGAAGAAGAUGGAGCAGAACAAGACGGCGGCCACGCGCUACCGCCAGAAGAAGCGCGUGGAGCAGGAGCAGCUCAACGUGGAGCGCGAGGCCCUGGAGACCAAGAACCGAGAGCUGGCCGAGCGCGCCGACGCCAUCGGCCGAGAGAUCCAGUACCUCAAGGACCUGAUGGAGGAGGUCCGCAAACGCCACCGCGGGAAGGUGAGCGCGGCGGCCAAAUAGGCGGACGACUUCGGUAAUGCGCCCGCGUGCCUCCCGCCCAAAUGUACUCCCCGCAAAAUUGGCCUUUAGGAAGAAAUGUCGGGGCGAACCGUUAGACGCGCGUCUUCAGAAAAGUCAACUAAAGGCGAAAAUGAAGUCCACCUGUAAAGGGUCGAAUCCAUCGUCUCAAGGUGUGCAUAAUGUCAACGUUCCGCAAUAGCGUUGGCUUGCGACUAAGGCCCUCCUUGAAAUCCGAACUGAGGCUCAAAUUCAAAUCAGUUUUGGUUGUCACCGCAUCCUGAAAAUCCACUUUCAUGAAUUUGUAUUUGACUUUGACCAACCUCGAGUGGAACCCACAAAUCCCCACCGCCUAGUUGCCAUAGCAACCUUCCUCUGGUCCAGAUAAGGGCCUCUCAAGUGUAUGAAUUUCCUUCAGGCCCGCCUGCGUGCGCAGCGUUUGUGUGUGUACAUAUUUUGUAGCUUUCCAAUGCAACUUCGUUAGCCGCCCAGGUUUUAUUUAAUUAAUGCUAAACGCUCAUGUCCCUCAAUAGUUUGCCGUGCUGUUAGCUUGUACAAAUGCGCUCGGAUGCCUUUCUUUGUCGCAACUGUUUUUCUAAUAAACUUUUCUUUAGUCUCAA